Messenger RNA from Australozyma saopauloensis, 1563 nucleotides. RefSeq lists its product as uncharacterized. Gene Ontology annotation, biological process: transmembrane transport. The coding region runs from base 1 to 1563 and encodes 520 amino acids. Gene Ontology annotation, cellular component: membrane. The record is from RefSeq and is a predicted model, not a curated record. The transcript has a single exon. Gene Ontology annotation, molecular function: transmembrane transporter activity. Lineage: Eukaryota; Fungi; Ascomycota; Pichiomycetes; Serinales; Metschnikowiaceae.
AUGGCAUCCAGAGAUUUACCACACUCCUUCAGCGAGGGCCUUUUUGGCUGGGUCAAGAGACUUCCUGAGGAAAUCGCCUACAAGCCCCCAAAAGAAUACGACGAACAUGGAGAAGAGAAAAAGGUCACCGGCAGUAAGUUGUGGCCAGCAUUUGUGUCGGGCGCUGGUUUGUUUUCCGACGGUUAUGUGAACAACUCCAUCUCUACUGUCACCACAUGCUUGUCGCUUAUUUAUGGAUCAAAGUAUAAAGACUCCAAUGCCAUCUCUAACAUUUCUGCCAUUGCAUUUGCAGGUACGGUGAUCGGCCAGUUGGGUUUUGGUUAUAUUUCUGACCACUUUGCUCGUAGAUCGGGUAUGCUCAUCGCUAACGUGAUGCUUAUCUUCUUUACUCUUCUCUGUGCUGUAGCCACUUGGGGCAAAACUCCAGAGGGCUUGUUCACUGCCAUCACUGUAUUCAGAUUUUUCUUGGGUAUUUCCAUCGGUGCUGAAUAUCCUACUUCGUCGGUCAUUGCUGCUGAGUUCGCUAACCAGUUGCCUCCCGGACAUAGAAACAGAUACUUCUGUUGGUUUACCAACUUCGCAAUCGACUUCGGCUUCAUUGUCUCUGCCUUUGUGCCAUUGGUUUUGUUGUGGAUUUUCUCCGAGCGCCACUUGAAUGUUAUCUGGAGACUCACCUUGGGUUUGGGCUGUAUCCCUCCCUUCAUGUUGUUCUUCAUGCGUAUGAAGAUCACUGACUCAGAUGCCUUCCGCAAGCUCAACAUGAAGAAGGUCAAGAAAUACCCAGUCUGGCUUAUUGUUAAAUUCUACUGGUUUAGAUUGAGUAUCGUGUCCAUCUUGUGGUUCAUCUACGACUUCUCUGCCUACUCAUUUGGUCUCUACUCGUCUUUCAUUCUCUCGGUCAUCUUGCCAGGUGACAACAUCUACAAGGCCUGGGGCUGGAAUGUUGUCUUCAACUUGUUCUACAUGCCUGGUGCCAUUUUGGGUGGUUUCUUUAGUGACUACAUUGGUCCUAGACUCACUCUUGUGACUGGUCUUGUGCUCCAAGGUGCCAUUGGCUUCGGUAUGACCGCUGGCUACCCAUACUUGAAAGAGCACAUUGCUGGUUUCGUCGUUGUCUUUGGUAUUUUCACCACUCUUGGUGAGUUCGGUGCUGGUAACAACGUCGGAUGCUUAGCUUCCAAGACUGCUGCCACUCCAAUUAGAGGUCAAUACUACGGUAUCGCUGCUGCCACUGGUAAGGUUGGUGCCUUUGUUGGUGCCUACAUCUUCCCAGUUAUCAUCAGACAACAUGGAGGCUUCAAGAGCGACACUGGUAUCCAAACUGCGUUCUACGUUUCUUCCGCUUUGUGUUUCUUCUCUGCCUUCCUUGCCUUGUUCUUCUUGCCAUCUCUCGGCCAGGACGCCAUCGAGAAGGAGGAUGACGCAUUUGUCAACUACUUGAGAGAUAACGGUUAUGAUGUCACUCUCUUGGGUGACGUCGAUGUGAGAGAUGUCGAGAGCGACCAAUCUGAGGACAUGGACAAGAAUGACCAUGUCCAGACUUCCACUAUUGUGGCAAAGUAA